AUGAUGGCCUCCGUGGUCUCCAAUGGCAACAAGGGUCGGGUCGUGAACCUCAAAGGAGUGGACCCUGAGACCUGUAUGAUCGUCUUCAAAAACCACUGGGCUCAGGUGCUGAGGAUCCUAGACAAACACGACCCAGUGCGUAAUGGGGGUUUAGGAUUUGGGGGUGGAGGAGGCAUCCUGCGCUUUGGGCCCAUCCCAGGUGAUGAGGCCAGUGCGGUGCAGAACUAUGUGGAGCACAUGCUCUUCCUCCUCAUGGCAGAGGAGAGUGAGCAUGGUGGUGCUAUGGGCCCUAUACUGGAAUUUGUGGUGGUGGAGAACGUGAUGGAGAAACUGUUCCUCUGGAGCUUACGUCGCGAGUUCACUGAUGACAUGAAGCUGGAGCAACUGCGUAUGUAUGAAAUGCUGGUGAGCCAAGCACGUCAACCUUUACUACACCACAAGCCCAUCCUGAAGCCCCUCAUGAUGCUGCUUUCUGCCUGCUCCAGCUCCGCGCUGGGGCCCUCCUCUGGACUGGGGCCUACUGGCAGCUCCAUGCUGGGGCCCUCAUCUACAGUAGUGGAGAAGGAGCUAGUGCGGUUGCUCCAUCAGCUGUGCUGCAUUCUAGCCAAAGAUGCCUCGGUACUGGAACUCUUCUUCCACAGCAGUCAGGACCAGGGUGCUGCCAAUUUCCUGCUCUUCUCUCUGCUCAUUCCCUUCAUCCACAGGGAGGGACCAGUGGGAUCACAGGCCAGAGAUGCCCUCACACUCAUCAUGGCCCUGUCAGAGCAGAACAGUGUGGUGGCCAAACAUAUCGCUGAGAACACUUACUUCUGUCCUGUGUUGGCCACAGGCCUGAGUGGCCUGUACUCCUGGUUGCCUGCUCGGUUAGAGGUGUACAGUGAGAACUGGCACUGUCUAGAGAAGGCUGACUGGAUACAGGUCCCUGCCCUUGUCCAGUUCCUCAACUCACUGCACUUCUGCAGUACAGUCUGCAAGGUGGCUCAUUCCUCCAUUAGAACCCAACUGCUUGGUUACAUCUAUAAUGGAUUUCUUGUGCCUGUCAUGGCCCCUGCUCUACAUAAGUCAACACUGGAGGAAGUGAUGACAACCACCGCAUAUUUGGAGCUCUUUCUCCGCAGCAUCUCUGACCCCGCCCUCCUUCAGACCUUUCUCAUUUUCAUCCUCCGCCAUCGGCAUGACAACGUACACAUUCUGGACACAUUAGUCAGCAGAGUUAACACACCCUUCCAGUUAGGCACUGUGUCUCUGGCACUAUUCCGCACUCUGAUUGGUCUGUACUGUGAGGACGUCAUGUUGCAGCUUAUCCUUAGGUACCUGAUCCCCUGUACUCACCUGAUGUGUAGCAAGCGUCGCAGAUUGAGAGAGAGAGAUUGUUACUCUUCCACUGCUGCUGCACUCCUCUCUCUCACUCCCUCGUUCUUUUGCGCUAAAUCUUGCCCUUCCCCCACACACGCCAGUCAGCCGGAUUACAUUCUGUGGUCAAAGGUUACAGAGGGACUGCUGCAGAAAAAUCUGGGUUUAGACAACUUCCUCUCGGGUGGGCACACUGUGGGAUACUCCCGGGUUGGAUCAGAUACCCUGAUGGACAGGAACUACCUUCACUACCUCUGUGAUGCUCGUAACAUGAUUAACACCAGCGUACAGGCAUGUCGUGUAUGGUCAGCUCCCUAUGACGGUCUAAACCCCUCCCCUGAGGAGUACCAGGAUGAAGGAGAGGUGCGAGAGAGAGAGGAAGAGAAAGAAGAUGAAGAAAGUCUCCCUCUCUCCUGUCCAUCAACACAGCCCCCCACACCUUGCCCGCCUUCAGAAACUAGUUCAAGCAGCGACCGUGAAAGAGUUGGCACGCAGCUAGAGCUGGAGUGGGAUGACACUUUUGAUGCUACCCCCGAGGGGGAGGGGCCUCAGGUGAGUGACAGCGCAGCCCUACCAACCCCUGUGACCGAGGAGCCCCCAAAGCACAUUCAGGAGAUGCGCAAGAAUGCCAUUAUGUUGGUCAAGGGCUCAUACAUUGAGGAGUCGGAUUUCCAGGACGACGUGUUGGUGUACAGCCUCAUUGCACAAAAAGACACACGCGACGACUGCACAAAGAAUUCUCACCUCAGUCACAGCGGCACACAGAACCACACACACAAUCACACACACAACACCACAGUCAACCACAUAAAUGGCAUCACAAACAUUCACACUCACAGCUCAGCCCAAAAUCAUGCACACAAACCCGCAUCUGAAUGUCCAGGAGAACAUGCAAAUGAGACCAAUCACAAUUCAAAACGGAAAAUUCUGGUCCCAAAUGAGCCCUACAGUAAUGGACUUGACUCUGAAGCGCAGAUGAAUGGCGCAGUGGUUCAUUUGGAUCAGAACUGUAACCUGAAAGAGCUGAGCUCAGAUCAGCAGGAUGAACAGUUCAUUAAAGACCUACAGCCUGAGGCUGAUUUUAUCACUCAGUGUGUGGAGCUGAUUCGUUCUCUGGGAGGAGAGGAGGAGAGCGUCGUGGCAGAUGAAGUCCAUUUCCACAGGAUAAAGUGCCUCCUGACCAGGGAGGAGGAGGAGGAAGUGGAUUUCUGCUCAUAUUGCACAUACACUCCUGAUGUGGAGACCUGUCCAGAACCAGAGCUGGACGAUGUGAAGAAUAAGAAAAACCACAUCCCAUUCACAGGCCCGUUUAUCAGCGUGCUGUUGUCUCGUUUGGAGAACAUGCUGGAGAACUCUAUUGAAGUGAACCUGCUGGUCACAGGGAUACUGGCCCAGUUGGCUGCUUACCCUCAACCUCUGCUCCGGACCUUCCUGCUUAGUACGGACUCAGUGUUCCAGCCCAGUGUCCGUUCCCUCUACCAGGUGCUAGUGUCAAUCCGAUCACAGAUCGAGCAGUACACGGCAUCACGGCCUGAGUUCUGUGAGGUGGUCCAGGAGGCUGCCCAGUACCUGCUUGCCCGAGACCAGGCUCUGAAAGACCGAGAAAGAGACCCCCACGCCCGAGAAAACGGGGAAAGCUGGUUUUUAAAUGGUCACAUACCAGGAUGGAUCUUAAAGACGCUUCCGCCCUGCCCCAAAAUCCCUCCGCAGUCUCGGAACAGGGUGUUUGCCACUUUUCUGUUUGCUGAAUUCCUAAAGGAGCUGGCAGCCAUUUCACAGGAGCAUUCUAUAUUACCUGACCUGCCGACGGAGGAGUAA
Molecule: messenger RNA, 3171 nt
Organism: Chanos chanos (milkfish)
Lineage: Eukaryota; Metazoa; Chordata; Actinopteri; Gonorynchiformes; Chanidae
Gene: fhip1ab
Product: FHF complex subunit HOOK interacting protein 1Ab
Exons: 11
Coding region: 1-3171 (1056 amino acids)
Source: RefSeq, a predicted model, not a curated record